GCAGUACGGCGCUGAUAUGAGAUGCACACCCGGCUGCAGGGUGGUAUCUCCGGGCGCGGGGCGAUGACGUGAGGCGGCGGCAGACUGCCUCCUCUAUGGGCUGGAUGGUGUCUCCCUGGCCGGCACAGAGGGCUCCGUAGCGGCGACAUAAACCCUCUGUGGUGCCCCCAUCAUCCCAUCCCUUCUCUGCAGACCAUCUGAGGUGCCUCCGUCAUCCCAUGUCUUCACCUGAAUGAGUGCUGAGGAACUGCAGACAAUAGACACAGAGCGAUCUAGUACCGCUUAUACUAUACACCAUCCGGAAUACAUUGCACAGUUAGAGACCUGGGUGGACUCAUGAAUAAUCCAGCGCUCAGCAAUUUAAUUCAAUGUCUUGUCUGGAUUGUUCCUGCCUGAGACGGACGCCGGUGAAAGCAAUAAGCCAGCAUAAGGAGUCCUCUAGCAGCAUCUAUCCACACUGGGCAGGGGAGCUGCCUCAGUGCUGGAUUCCUGCUGUCGCUGGAGGGAAUGACAUGCCAGUGCCAUCCCACGCAGCCUCCAGCUAUGAGCUCCAAGAGGAACUGGGGAAAGGUUUCAGUGAUCUCACUACAAUCUACCUCGCUCGGCACAUCCCCACGGGGACCCCGGUGACAGUGCGUCUCACAGACCUGGAUGACUGUUCCGAUCAACACCUCAGGUUCUUACAGGAUGAAGUGGUUAUGUCCCCUAUGUUCCGCCAUCCUAACAUCAUGUUCUCUUGGAAGAUGUUUACUGUGGGGACCUGGCUUUGGGUUGUUAACCCUUUCAUGGCAUACGGUUCUGCUAGCAGCCUCCUGAAGACCUAUUACCCCGAGGGAAUGAGUGAGGCUCUAAUAGCAAACAUUCUGUAUGGGACGUUAAAGGGAUUACAUUACCUGCAUCAGAACGGAUACAUUCACAGAAGUGUGAAGGGCAGCCACAUCCUGGUCUCCGGGGAAGGUCUGGUCUCACUGUCUGCACUUGGCCAUCUGUACAGUACGGUGAGGAGCAGUGAGAGAGCCAAGGUGGCCUAUGACUUCCCUCAGUUCAGCACCGCAGGGCUUCCGUGGCUGAGUCCUGAGCUCCUGAGACAGGAUCUCCAUGGGUACAAUGUGAAGUCAGACAUCUACAGCCUUGGAAUCACUGCCUGUGAAUUAGCUACGGGGCGAGUACCAUUCACAGACAUGCACCGCACUCAGAUGCUGCUACAGAAGCUGAAAGGUCCCCCUCAGAAUCCUCUGUAUGGUAACACCUUUCCAAGCGAUGAAUCGCCCAUGAAGAUUUCCCGUUCUGGCGUAGAUUCCGGUAUUGGAGAGAGUGUGGUCGCUGCAAGUAUGACGCAUACCAUGACUAGCGACCGGCUGAGAACUCCCUCCCCACGGAAAUUCUCAUCCGCCCUGCAGAACCUGGUGGAGAUCUGUCUACAGCAGGAUCCAGAUAAAAGGCCGUCAGCUGGGACUCUGCUGUCUCAUCCCUUCUUCAGGCCGGCAAGAGAGCAGACACCGGGCUCCAUACUCUCACUGCUGCCCCAUGUGGCACAAAGGUGGAAGCACAGCUCGGCCGGCUUACUGCCGACACAUCAGAACAAUUGCAGUAAGGCGACGGCUGAAGAUAAAGAAUGGACAUUUUAAUAAUACGGUUUUCUGUAAGACGCGGAGUAUCCUUUUUUGUUUUUGCCUUAAAUAUGAAAUCUGGUGAACAGUCCGAGGGCUUUAGUGUAUAUGUAAGUUUUUAUAUAAAUAUAUAUUUUUGUUUAUGCUGGGAGAGCGUAAUGUGAAUAUUCAGACAUUGCACUUACAGACCGCACAGGAAUGAACGCUGCGCAAUAUUAAGGCUUUUCUAUUAUAUAUAUUAUAGAUGUAGAGGUUUGAUUUCUCUUGUGUUGCUGACGCCAUCAUUGAGGUAAUUGCUCAGUAAGUGUUAGUGUGACAGGUGUGACUAUUGGGCUGUUGUUGUGUUGCAGACAUUGUGUAUAGCACAGAAAGCCCCUGGUAUGCCGACUGACGGGAUCCCGGCGCACAGUAUACCGGCGCCGGGAUCCCGGCAGCCGGCAUACCGACACUUAUUCUCCCUCGUGGGGUCUACGACCCCCCUGGUGGAGAAUAAAAUAGUGUGGCGCACGUAGUGUGUGCGCUCGCCACACUGUCUGUAAGCCAGUGGUCGGGCUCCCGGCGCCGGUAUGCUGGUCGCCGGGAGCCCGACCGCCGGCAUAUCGUAGUGAACCCCCUGUAACAUGCCAGGUGCAGACCACCAAGCUUGUGUCUCCGUAAUGCUGGGGAAACCAGUGACCAGUCUGUACCUGCAUAUCGUAUUCGGAAAGUGGUGCUGAGUUGCCCCAUCUGUGUAUAGGAAGAGGCGCUGCAGCGACCGGACUCGUAGCAGAAGUCAUAGACGUCGCUUCAUCUAUCACAGAUCACGAGGUGUUAAUGUGCGCCGUUCCCUACACACUAAUCGCACAUGGAUGGGAAUAAGCGUGUUAGUAACAGCGACACACACCGCUCCCUUCUCCGGCCAGUCCUGCGCGCUGUCUUACUACAUUACCGCCAGUGUGUCCCAGUACAGGUCUGCACAUUAUAUAGGAGCGGUAACUAUUGAGUUUGCUAUUGAUACUACAGCAUUCACUGAAAAAGGGUCCCAAGGAAACCGGUAACCCAUGUCAUACAACCCGGGACCCCAGCAUUGCGAGAGCCCGUAUCUGCCAGUGUCCGCAGACUGGGGUGGGCUGCCUGGGGUCAGCACAAGGGAGGGUCAGCGCAGCAGCUGGCAGAGAGCUGGGCUCCAUGGGACAGCAGACUGGGUCGGUGCCGCAGUGAGAACGGGGCAGAUCGGGGAAUAAUCUGGGUCGGUGCCGCAGUGAGAACGGGGCAGAUCGGGGAAUAAUCCGGGUCGGUGCCGCAGUGAGAACGGGGCAGAUCGGGGAAUAAUCCGGGUCGGUGCGCAGUGAGAACGGGGCAGACCCGGGAAUAAUCCGGGUCGGUGCCGCAGUGAGAACGGGGCAGAUCGGGAAUAAUCCGGGUCGGUGCCGCAGUGAGAACGGGGCAGAUCGGGGAAUAAUCCGGAUCGGUGCCGCAGUGAGAACGGGCAGACCCGGGAAUAAUCCGGGUCGGUGCCGCAGUGAGAACGGGGCAGAUCGGGGAAUAAUCCGGGUCAGUGCCGCAGUGAGAACGGGGCAGAUCGGGGAAUAAUCCGGGUCAGUGCCGCAGUGAGAACGGGGCAGAUCCGGGAAUAAUCCGGGUCAGUGCCGCAGUGAGUACGGGGCAGAUCGGGGAAUAAUCCUGGGUCAGUGCCGCAGUGAGAACGGGGCAGAUCGGGGAAUAAUCCGGGUCAGUGCCGCAGUGAGAACGGGGCAGAUCGGGAAUAAUCCGGGUCAGUGCCGCAGUGAGAACGGGGCAGAUCGGGGAAUAAUCCGGGUCGGUGCCGCAGUGAGAACGGGGCAGAUCGGGGAAUAAUCCGGGUCAGUGCCGCAGUGAGAACGGGGCAGAUCGGGGAAUAAUCCGGGUCAGUGCCGCAGUGAGAACGGGGCAGAUCGGGAAUAAUCCGGGUCAGUGCCGCAGUGAGAACAGGGCAGAUCGGGGAAUAAUCCGGGUCGGUGCCGCAGUGAGAACGGGCAGAUCCGGGAAUAAUCCGGGUCGGUUGCCGCAGUGAGAACGGGGCAGAUCCAGAAUAAUCAGGGUCGGUGCCGCAGUGAGAACGGGGCAGAUCGGGGAAUAAUCCGGGUCGGUGCCGCAGUGAGAACGGGCAGAUCGGGGAAUAAUCCGGGUCGGUGCCGCAGUGAGAACGGGACAGAUCGGGGGAAUAAUCCGGGUCGGUGCUGCAGUGAAAACGGGGCAGACCCGGGAUAAUCCGGGUCGGUGCCGCAGUGAGAACGGGGCAGAUCGGGGAAUAAUCCGGGUCGGUGCUGCAGUGAGAACGGGGCAGAUCGGGGUAAUAAUCCGGGUCGGUGCUGCAGUGAGAACGGGGCAGAUCGGGGAAUAAUCCGGGUCGGCUGCUGCAGUGAAAACGGGGCAGACCCGGGAAUAAUCCGGGUCGGUGCCGCAGUGAGAACGGGGCAGAUCGGGGAAUAAUCCUGGGUCGGUGCUGCAGUGAGAACAGGGCAGAUCGGGGAAUAAUCCGGGUCGGUGCUGCAGUGAGAACGGGGCAGAUCGGGGAAUAAUCCGGGUCGGUGCGCAGUGAGAACGGGGCAGAUCCGGGAAUAAUCUGGGUCAGUGCCGCAGUGUGAAACGGGGCAGAUCGGGGAAUAAUCCGGGUCGGUGCCGCAGUGAGAACGGGGCAGAUCGGGGAAUAAUCCGGGUCGGUGCUGCAGUGAGAACGGGGCAGAUCGGGGAAUAAUCCGGGUCGGUGCCGCAGUGAAAACGGGGCAGACCCGGGAAUAAUCCGGGUCAGUGCCGCAGUGGGAACAGGUGAGUCCCACCUUGGAACAGUGUUCCAAAUCCCAGGUCGGACCGGGAUUUUAGUGGAAUAUUGGUAUGAGCAUCUCUUCAGUAAAACCUAUGUGGUUAGUCACUGGGAGGUCUCCUUCAGAUGCAGCAGAAUUACUCCCUCUGUCGUUAUGGUGCAGAGCUGCAGAGAACCUCUUACCACCUAUAGCACUAAGGGCGACAUUUACUAAGCAGUGAUAAAGGUGGAGAAGUGAGCCAGUGGAGAAGCUGCCCAUGGCAACCAAUCAAAAGUGACGUAACAUUUAGAAUUUGGCAUACUAUAAAAGUAUACCAAGCAACUUCUUCACUUUUAUCACUGCUUAGUACAUGUCCCCCUUAUUUCUGUGUCUUAUUACUCACUGUUACUUCAGGAGUGCGCUUCCCACCAUACACGUCUGCCCUAUGAAAUAGUGUAUAUAACACAUUCAUUGGGAGCCAGCACUGAGACGCAGAGUGUAAAACAGACGGUGACCCCCAGAUGGAUGAAGAGACAUGCUUUUAUUGGUGAAUACCAUACAUCCUCUCCGCUAACAUCGGGGGGAUGCUUAGACAAUGCUGAUGCCCCUGAGGGAGGGUGCAAAUAGCUAUGGCUGCACACAAGUCUUUAAGCCUAAAGCUGGCAUAUGUCGUUACAAAAACAUAAAACUUGUAGAACUUUGUAGAUGUUUGAAUAGAGGACUCAGCGGCCACUUUGCACAUCUGCUCCACCAAGUCACCAUGUCAUACCACCCAGAAAGCAUGCAGCAUUGUAGUAGAAUGGGCCACCGAGAUCAGCCCCUUCCAAAACAUACACCCACCAUGGUCCAUCUGCCCACCGACACUGGUUAGUCUCACUUGUGUAUAUCAAAGAGCACCAGGGCGCUGGUUGUGUUAUGGAAAGGAGUGGUUCUGUGCACCAAGAUCUACAAAGCGUGGACAGGGUCAAGAAAUUCCAGUGUCUGAGGCAGGAUCCAGCCCAGAGCAGGGAUCACAAUAUCUUGCUUCAUUGGAGGCCUUCUGUUGGAAUUAAGGUCUGGUACGCAGGAUGAAAAUAACAGAUACUGGCCGCUGACGCAGCAACCUGCUGGGCCGAAAAAAUGACCAGGAAUAAACUUUCCAUGUCAGAAACCUCAGAUCCAUGGGACAAGCAGGAGAAUAUCAUACGGUUGGAUAUGAAGAACCACCGGACGUAAUGCUAUAACUGCAGGGCUGCCGGACAGCUUCUGUUGAAAGUAGAGAUAUGCGGAUCGAAUUUGGCUUGGAUAUUCCCACCAAAUUCGGAUUGCAAAGCGUCUAUUGGUGCCAAAGCGUCAUUUUUGUCCAUGGAAGAUGUUUUCCUGCCAAAAUGUCAUUUUCCAUUGCCACAAAAUGACGUUUUGGUGCCAAAAGUUGACAUUUUGGAAUCUGAAUUUGGCGGGAAAAGCAGAGCCAAAGCCAAACUGCAUAUCUCUAGCUGAAAGAAUAUGGAAAGCGCCAAACCUGCACCUUCAGGGAAGUCGGCUUCAUACCGCUGUCCAAGCCGUCCUGCAAGUAUGAAAACAGGAAGCUAGUUGGAACGAAGAUGUAAGUACCACUUCCUUUCACACAUGGAUAUGUACAUCCUCCAAAUGCAUAGAAGAUGCUGGUUUUCAGUCCUUAGUCAUGGUCUCAAGCCUGUACUGGUACCGAAUCCCUGCCGCUUCCCAUAAAGUGGCACCUUAUGUUCUGUCAACAGAUCAUCAAGGGCAGCACGGAUGGUGUAAUGGUUCGCACUGCUGCCUCAUAGCGCUAAGGUCAUGGGUUCAAUUCCAACCAUGACCCCAACUGUGUGGAGUUUGUAUAUUCUCCCCGUACUUGCGUGGGUUUCCUCUGGGUACUCCGGUUUCCUCCCACAAUCCAAAAAUAUAUUGGUAGGAUAAUUGGCUCCUGAUAGAAAUUAACACAGCUGUGUGUGUAGAUGGGCAGACUAGAUGGGCCAAGUGGUUCUUAUCUGCCGUCGCAUUCUGUGUUUCUUAGUUCACCACCGAAUGAACAGACCUCUUCCGGGGAUGAAUUGUGGUCCAGCUUAGAAAAUUGGCUUCCCAGUUUUCCGCUUCCUAAGAUGAAGGCUGCAGAUAUCAGUGGCAGCUUCUUUUCAUGCACAACGAGAUCUUUUCAGGUCCAGAUUGUGUCCACUGAGCCCCCAAAGGAAGGACUGAGGGGUUGUCAGUGAGAACAUGAACACUUGAGUGGUCAGGUAAGGAUUGGAUUGAAACCAGUAGGCGAGAAAUUACAGUACAAGUGUAAAUGCCCGAACAGGGUGCCUUCAAAGUAGGAAACCAUCUUGCCUCACCACUCCACACAGAGACACUUGUUUUGAAAGAGAACUUUUUGCCCGAUAGGAUCAUCUACCUACCUAUAUUCAUGCUGUGAUGGGAUUUGGCUGAACUCUGCAGAGUUGACCACCCAACCAUGCUGUUCUAACGUCUCUGUACUCAGUGAUAUAUGGGCCCUAGGAAGAUGAUCUGGCCUUAAUAAUUUCAUUACUGGAUGAUCUUCGGGUCACAUUAUCACCCCUUUCGACCGCAGCAAUGCCACCAUAGCCUUGGUAAGGACCCUCAGAUCAGUGACCACACCACGAAUUGUAGAGCCCUGUAUUGUAAUGGGAUGCUGUGGUGACCCUCCUAGAUUAGUUAUCCAUAUCCGAUGAGACCCUCAUGUUAUCGAGACCUACUGCAUGGAACGGACUCAGGGCGAUCCACCACCAGCUAGUAUGGGGAGAGCGAUUCAUAGAAGCAUGGGAAGCUCCGAUUUCCACAAUGCUGUCCACUCCUGAUGUCAGCCUGUCCACAGAGCUUGGAGGGUACACUGGCACAGUCCUGAAGGUGAGGGCAACAGCUCCUGUGCAGAUGACUGUCUGCAGCCUCUAGCCGGGGCAUCAGCAGAGGGGAAGUGCACACCAAGCCUGUCGCAGUAAGGUCCAGCAAUGGGGAGCCAGUGGCAGACGUGUGCUCCAAACCUGCCCCCCACCAAUGGAGCACAAGAGCACAGCUGCCAGGCAGCAAUAAGAGCAGUGACACAUGACCCAGCACGCUGGCCGUGUUCUGCACAAUGGUAAGGAUCCCAGCGUGACUGCUGCAUGGG
Molecule: messenger RNA, 7496 nt
Organism: Pseudophryne corroboree (corroboree frog)
Lineage: Eukaryota; Metazoa; Chordata; Amphibia; Anura; Myobatrachidae
Gene: STRADB
Product: STE20 related adaptor beta
Exons: 13
Coding region: 369-1628 (419 amino acids)
Biological process (GO): protein phosphorylation; protein export from nucleus; activation of protein kinase activity
Cellular component (GO): serine/threonine protein kinase complex
Molecular function (GO): ATP binding; protein kinase activity; protein serine/threonine kinase activator activity
Source: RefSeq, a predicted model, not a curated record